Messenger RNA from Epinephelus fuscoguttatus (brown-marbled grouper), 7898 nucleotides. It is a transcript of the gene arl13b, whose product is annotated as ADP-ribosylation factor-like 13b. Gene Ontology annotation, cellular component: ciliary membrane; non-motile cilium; motile cilium. The record is from RefSeq and is a predicted model, not a curated record. Gene Ontology annotation, biological process: non-motile cilium assembly; receptor localization to non-motile cilium. Lineage: Eukaryota; Metazoa; Chordata; Actinopteri; Perciformes; Serranidae. The coding region runs from base 3129 to 4355 and encodes 408 amino acids. The transcript has 10 exons. Gene Ontology annotation, molecular function: GTP binding; GTPase activity.
ACUAGUAGUAGUAGCAAAAAAUACACAGAAAUAGCACUCAUCUCAGAGCAACGAGUUUGAUCUGUCAUUACAAAUUAAAUAAAUAAAUAAAAUAAGAUAAAACAAUAAUAAUAAUAAUAAUAAUAUUAAUAAGGAAGCUCUAAUAAUAAUAACAAUAAAUAAAACAUCCAAAGAAAAGCAAUGAAGUGAGAGGACACUGAGAGUGAACAAAUUGAAUGUUUAAUUUAAAAUACUGAGUGAAUAAAACAAACACAAUAAACACAACAAAACCCACUCACUUAAAAAGCCAAGAAGCAAAUGAUAAUAAUUUAAAAAGUAAUAAAGCAACCACCUAUAUAUUCUAAACACAUAAUUUGUAUAUACUAUAAAAACGUCCACUGCUAAUUACAGUCUUUGUAGAUAGGGCUGUAAACUAAAGAGGAGAAAACAAAGCAAUGAUCAGUAAUUACUCAUCUGCAAUAAAAGGGAGAUUUGCACUGCUGGCUCCAUUAAAAACCCACUUAAUGUAACAGAAAUAUUACAAGACCCUGCAACAAUAAUAAGGUCUCAGCAGAGGAAAACAUUAAAGAGAAUUACACUCUGGCUUUAAACUUCCUUCAUGAGUUCAGCACCUCUUAAAGACUUUGGUAAACAGGAGCCAACAGGACAACGGCUUCAUUACUGUCCAUUCAGCCAGUUACCUCACUGGAUCCCAGUAAACAUAUAAAGGUUAUUACUGUGGUAUUAUGAGUGCAGCAGUUGUAGUUUUACUCUGACACUCACUCUUCAUCCUGCCCCACUCCUCUGACUGUAGACUCACAGUUGAUCUGGGACAAAAACUCAGGCCAGGAUUUAAAGUGCAUCCAUCAUUGCCUUAACAGACACUUGACAUUCAGUCUCAUGUGGAGGAAAAAAGACUAACUGCAGAAGCCACAAGUUUCUGAUAUACUUUCACUUUGGUGGAAAGAAGAAGAAUCACUGAUUCUGGUGACAUGCUGUACUUCACUCUUUAUGGGUUUUGCAUUCAGCUGAAUUACAUCAGUCAUUUCCUUUUUUGUCAUCCCUUUUCUAAGAAUUACAGGUGCCAUUUUAGCUCAGGCUAUCCUUUGAAGACAGUUUAAGCAACUUUGGAUUUUUGUGCUUUUCUCAAUACCUUGUAAAAUUCCUUCAGUUCUUUGUUGUUGUUGUUACUGGUUGAAGUUCACCAGAAAAUAUUUAUUCUGUAAAAGAAAAGAUGUAUCUGCAGCACUAGAUGGGGAUGUAGCAAAUAUCAGAUAAACUAAUUUAAAGAUGAUUAAUGUGUUGCUGAUCAUACAGCACUGCAAACUGAUAAUAAAAGACAGAUAGGGAAGGAAGACAAAUAUUUCUUUUUAUAACUAAUAAUAAUAAUCAUAAAUAUAGCCUCAAGUGGCUAUUCCGGGUUUCAAGCCAGCAUGCACCUUUUAAAGUUGAGAGCUGUGUAAGAUCAAGACCUUUGACAGUUUAGGAUGCCUGCAUUAAACAUAAACAACAAAUUUGAUGACAAUCAGACAGAUACACAUUCAUUAGAGUCCAAACCUCUGCACGCUCUUCUUUGGAAACUGGCAAAACAUUUUGAGGACAUUCUUUAAUGGCUGAGUUAAAAAGUCCACUGAGUUUGGCGAUGAUUAAUCAAACCCUCAUUGAUUUUUGGCCAAAUUUUAAGAAAGACCAUUGCACUUGUUUGGAACAGGUAGCGCCCCCAUUUACUGAUUUUAACACACGUGGGUCAUCAUUAUUGUUUAACAUACCCUGCAAGUUUUGUAAUGAUUCGACAGUCAGUUUCUGAUUUCUAGUCUGAUUUGUGUUGUCCCAAUCUUAUUUUUUGCAUGUGUGGUGCCCCCUCGUGGUCCAUUUCAAUGGAACUUUUGCUUGCAAGGUUUGUGAUGAUUGACCAAAAGGUUGUGGAAUUAUGUGCUGAAUAAAACUUUCAGGGUGUGAUUCAGGUACUUUUGCAGACAUGUUCACUUUGUGGACAGAACCCCAAUAAGAGGCAUCUCACAAGACAGUUAUAAAACAAGCAGUAAUGCAUCCAGACAACAUAAAAUCAAACAAAGCAGUAAAUAUGCAGUAAAAAGUUAAUAAAAUAAUGAGGUAGGCCUAUAGAAUCAUAAUCAUGAAGUCUGUAGGCCUAUCAGUGCAAAACUCAAUUUCGGUGUUACCACUAGAGUCAGAAUAAUAAUGUUGGGGAAAAAUGUAUUAAUACAUUUAAAAUAAGCAUUUUUUUUCUUGAAUAAUGUUCAGCAAUAUAUGAAACGACUUUCUUGUUAAUAUUUCUUAAUUUGUUUUAUUGCCUAAUAUUUCUGUCCAGUGUGAGAUACCCCUGACUUUUUUUUUAUUUUUUGUAUUAUUUUUAUAUUAUUCUUUGUAAGCUGUACUGAAUCUGUGCUAUGUUCUUUUUUUAAAUUAAUGAAAUAAUAAUAAUUUAAAAAUCCAGCGUUUAUGUAAACUAUAAAGCUGUAUAUUUUAUAAUUUAUUUACACCUUAAUCUUUGGCACAUAUGUGUGUUGUUGUGUAUUAUUGCACAGUUUUGCAGUAAAUAAAUACAGAUAUUUUUUCACAGAUUUUAGAACGACGCUGAUUUAUUGAUUACGUAAGAUGACGUAAGCACGUCCGCAGCCUAGCAGCAGAAAAGACGGCGUAAACAAAGCAAAGAGCUACAAGUGAGCUAACGCUAAAGUUAGCUCAUUCUUCGUGAGUAAAAUACUUAUUGUAGCCGCAUUCCGUUAUAAUAUGAAACCCUGUUUUAUUUUAUGAUUGAGUACAGCUUUCAUUCGCGUGGUGACAGACUGACUUGUGCGCUGGGAAUGACAUUAAUCGAGUUAACAAGAAACCGUUAUUGCUAGCUACAUUAGCUUUAGCUAACCUUAGGUAACGGGACACGGAUUUUGUGUUUCUGGAGAUGGAUGUUAUUUGAAAAAACUUUUAUUAACAACACAACCCCUUGAUACAUCAGUGCUGUGUACGCGGACUGUUUUAAUACGCUGCUAAUGUCGCUGCUAUCAUGAGUUAGCUCGCUAUGUAGCCAAUAUAGGUUAAGAAUCGAUCAGCUGGCUAAACAGGGUCGGAUAGUGGUGUGACGCUUCUGGCUGGAUGACCACUUGAUCACAGUCAUCUGGACUCAGACUGCAAUGUUUAGCCUGAUGGCGAAUUGCUGCAACUGGCUGAAACGCUGGCGAGAGCCUGCAAGGAAAGUGACUCUGGUUAUGGUGGGACUAGAUAAUGCCGGGAAGACAGCCACAGUACGAGGAAUCCAAGGAGAUAAUCCCCAGGAUGUCGCUCCUACAGUGGGUUUUUCUAAGGUUGACUUGAAGCAGGGCAAAUUUGAGGUGACCAUCUUUGACCUGGGUGGUGGGAAGAGAAUCCGGGGCAUCUGGAAGAACUACUACUCAGAGUCACACGGUGUGGUGUUUGUGGUGGACUCCAGCGACGUCCAGAGGAUCCAAGAGACGCGGGAGACCAUGGCUGAGGUUCUCCAGCACCCGCGCAUCGCAGGGAAACCUGUGCUAGUGCUCGCCAACAAACAAGACCAAGAGGGAGCGCUGGCUGAAGCAGACAUCAUUGAGAACCUGUCGUUAGAGAAGCUUGUUAACGAGAACAAGUGUCUCUGUCAGAUCGAGCCAUGCUCUGCCGUUCUAGGCUACGGCAAAAAGGUGGACAAGUCCAUCAAGAAGGGCCUGAAGUGGCUCCUCAACAACAUUGCCAAAGACUACGAGGCCAUUACUGAGCGCGUGCAGAAGGACACAGCUGAGCAGCGCGCUCAGGAGGACCAGGACAAGAAGGAGAGGGCGGAGAGAGUGCGGCGGAUACGAGCGGAGAGAGAACGGCAGGAACGGGAAGAAGCAGAACGCGAGGGCAGGCAGAUUCAGGAAGAGGAGCUUGAUGAUGAAAACAUGCCCAGCCCCUUCCAACCAAUCAGCAACGUGAUCUCUGAGAAUGAGGAUAAAGAAAAGGAGAGGAGGAGGCAAAGAGAGCUGCAGGAGACCAGGACCAACAGCCCGAAGACGGAUGCUGAUCAGGAGGAAGAGGAGUACGAGGAAGAUGAAGAGCCAGACGACACAAGACAAACGCCGGAAAAUGCCAGCUCAGCCACAACAGGUGAGCAAGACAAAAAGAAGACGAGGAAGCUGCACCUGAAGAGGAAGCACAGGGUGGACCCGCUGAGGACAGAGGAGGGGCCAGCAGAGAGCCCCACCCCUCCACCUCCUCCAGUUGGAUGGGCCACACCAAAAGUUUCUAGACUGCCAAAACUAGAACCACUCGGGGACUCGAGACAUUCUGAUUUUUUCAAGAAGCCUCUCCCGCCUCUCGCAAACAGGCCGCGGCCUAACGGCGACGCUCAUGACAUCAUUUUUUAACCUCCUUUUUACUGAUUGAGGUCGUCCAAUCAUGGCUGUCCCCUUUUUGCUUUCUGUCUCAAGUGAGCGGUGUGUAGACAACCAAACACAGAGACACUGCAGACGCGGGGAACCGGUGAGCACCAGAGUGUGAGACACAGGGGCAACAUGGGAGAUGAAGUCCUGCCCGGAAGCUGUCAUGUGGUUUCACAAACUGACACAAUUCAGUGUGAAGCAUCAAACCUGCCUGAACUGACUUAAUGUCAGGUUCUGUCUUCACUCGACAAAAGCACGUUUAGUGCUGAACUCCUUCACUGUAGACUUUAUUUUUUAUUGUUAAUAUCAGUGUUAGACAGUAUGGACUCCAUGUGUCCGACUGAGAUGCUUUUAAUUGACAAAGAAUGUAAAUAUGUCCGCUAUAACCUUAUAAAUGUUCAUGUCUAUUACUGAAUAAUGGAUUUGUAUACAUGCCGCCAUUAAAAAUGGCCAUAAAAUGUUUUCAUGUAUUUUUGCACCUUCGGUUUUGUAGUGUAAACAAAGGUGGAGGUCUUAAGUGGCUUUUCACAGCUGAGUGCUUUAAAUUUGAUCUGUUUAAAGUUAACUAUGGAAGCAAAUAAGAGACAAAAUUAUUUUAAUUUUUAAUAACUAUUGAAUACUUAAAGCAGCUGUGCGGAACUUUUCGUUUUCGUUGAUUAUAGCGCCCCUUUGGUCAAAGCGGUAUGACACCCACAGCCUGGUGUCGUAAAAUCUCGCGUGCAGCUGGCAAUUACUGCAUGCAUUUGUUUUGGAGAGCGAGAGGAUUAACUAACGUCAGGUCAGUCCAAGUAGUUAGUGGAAACAGCAAAAUGACUCAGUAAACUCUCAUGUCGUGUUUCUGUUCUAAUCUAAUCCAACACAGCAAAGCUGUUACCUGCAGCCUUCGCUUGCAAAGCUAACGCUACUAACAUUAGGUCAGUCCAAGUAAUUAGUGGAAACAUGCUAACGUUACACACAAGCUAGUAGUAAAGUAAGACCUGUUCAUAAAUGUUCUGAUGUAGCUCUAAAUUUCUUAUAAACUGAGGACAGCUGCCUGCUGUAUAUUUGUGUUCAUGGUCACAGUCACAGAUAAUUUUGUGGCGUUUGUUGUAAUGUUACUAGACAAAAGCGGUUCACAUCAGCUACAUUUAGCUUGCUUAUAACUUCCAUGUCAUCAUAUACUGAAGUUAAACAACGUCUAACAAGUUGCGGUAUAUUCUCUAAAUAAAAACAAAAAUUACAUACCUGUCGAUUAGGAAAAGGACCAACUCAGGAUCAGUUUUAAAACCUUUCACUUCUCUCAGCUCUCUCCACUUGGUGAAUGGCUGACCGAGGUUUACACUCGUUUGGGCUCGAGCCCUAUCACUGUCCCGUUUAGCCUUCUUCUGUUCUUUUUCUUUUAGAUGGUGCUCCUUCGUUAUCCGCCAUGACAUCAAAAGUACAACCAAGUCCUCAUAGAUACAUCUCUGGUAAAACCGUUAUGUGUUCUGCCCGUUGCGUACUGCUUACUUGGAGAACACUCUCUGUAAACACGGCUCCUUCUUCUGUGGUUUAAUGGCUGCGGGCCGCUGCAGGCGAGCAGAAUUACUUCCGCCUCGGGUGCCGUAUACUGGUUUGCUGACUUCCGCUGUCCGUCCGACCCACGCAAGGCUACGCUAAAUAGCCAUAUAGAGAAAGGCUUUUGUCGCUGUUGGGUUCAAAUAAAUAUGUGGAUCUUCAAGGGGGGGUGAUACGAACUAGGGGCAGUUUUAUUAAUGGUAAAAAGUUCCGCACAGCUGCUUUAAUAUUGAAAUAAAUAUCAAUGAAUUCAUAGCAUUGAAAUACUUAAUUUUAAAAAUCCUGUAUUUGAAUCUAUUUGUUCUGAAUUCACCUUUUAAAAUUAGAAUAUUAAUUUUAUUAAUUUGCAAUAUAAUUUUUUUUUUUUUUUUCCAGUGUUCACAAAUUUAGAUCCAAAAGUUAAAAAAAAAUACUUGAAUUUUGGACCUGAAUUCAACCAAAUGAAUUUUAGCAAUGUCCACAAAUUCAGAUCCAAAAUUAAAAAUAUAUAUAUAAAAAAUCUUGAAUUUUGGAUCUUGAAACUAACCGAUCAGAAUUUAGCUACCCAAAUCUACCUUUGGAACUUUGGAAAAAUGAAAUUUUGAAUCUGAAAUCAACCAAUCACAUUUUAGCAGCCUGAAUCUGCUUUUGAAAAUCCUGAAAGUUGAAUUUUUGGAUCUGAAUUUGUUAACAUUUGAAACAAAAAUAUUCAAAUCAAGAAAUUUUAUAUUGUAAUUUUAAAAAAAGGGAUCCACGAACAAAUAAAAUCAGAUGCAUGGUUCUCAAAGUAAAAUAUUUAGAUGUUAUAAAUGUAGUGGUGUUUAAAUUUCAAUAUCAAGUAUUCAGUGACUUAAAAUUAAAAUAAUUGUUUCUCUCUUUUUUUCCCAUAUUUUCUACACUACGCUGAACUGUACAUGGAGAAGUGUUACACUACAUCAUUGUUGUUAAUUGGUCAGUUUUAGUAAUGACUGUCUUGAUGUUUCAAAUACUGUAAAGUUUUUAUGGCCAGGAAAAGAUUUGUUAAACUGUAAUAGGGAACAUUUUCUGUCCCCUACCAGCAGCAGCAUAAAGAAUCUUUCUAUUUAUUGUUAAACAAAAAUGUAAACAUGUGAAAAUAUAUUUGUCUUUAUUUGUCUACAGGGCUACAGAUUUUCUAUGCGUUGUGCUGUUUACACUGUGUAUCUGUUUUUAAAGUGAUAUUUCUCUCUCUCUGGAGGCAGGAAUCAGCCUCAGACUCGCUGCCUCUCAGGUGGCCCUGAGGUGUGAGCCAGAGCUGCUGCUGCUGCUGCUGUUGUUGUUGUUCCAGCUUUUCUGACUCUGUUUUCUGCACCCAAAAAAAGCUGAAAAUUGCAUCUCAAAAAGCACACAUACAAAUCUGGAGAAAACAACUUGGAACACAACAUUGCCCCAGUUAACUUUGCGUGUGUUGGAAGAGUUUGCAGCGAGACGAUGAGGGAGGAGAGAGUAUCACCACGCCGACACCUGGAACAGCCGAUAUUGGGUCAGAACACAUGAGAAUAUGUGUAGCAAAAGUAAUAUCAGGGAAUAUCACUUUAAAACUACAACACUGUAUUUCAAAUCUACAGUACAGCACUCACUCUCUUGUUAAUGAGCUAGAUGUUUGAAAGAUAUUUUUUCUACACAGUUUGAAUUUUGUAACCGCACAAUUAAAGAUGUUUUAAAUAUAUUCCUGACUGAUCUGAAUCUGUGUUUGUGGUGUCUCUACGUGAUGAGCAGCAGCCACUUGAUAGGUUGGGAGUGUAGUGUUUGUAGCUCUGCAGUGUUUGCCAUGUUUUUAUUUUUGGCUCAACGUGAACAUCAGUUAGUUCAUCACCCACUGCCUGCUUAGCAUGCACCUGUGUCUGUUUGUCACUGCUGAUGUUUAUUCACUAUUUCUGGUGCUGGCUCGUUACUUUAUUGUUGUACUAAGGGUUUCUAUCAUAAGGACUAAGUUUAUAUACUGUCACUGCUUGGAAUUGUAAGAAGCUGAUACAGUGAGACAUUUCAUAUUUU